GACCGUUCUGGGAAUGGCGGCGGCCGGGGGCGUGGCUUCCGGCGCUCCUUGCCUGCAAGUCGCCGCGGUUGAGAGCGCAGGCGGCCGCUGACAGGCGCUUUUCUUCAGACGGCUGCGGCGGGAUCCCUGUCAGGCGGGCGGCCUCCAGCUCUCGUCCCCGCGUCCCGGCCCGCGAAGUUCCAGGGCGCCGGGGCAUGGAAGAGGGGAAAAUGGACGAGAAUGAAUGGAGUUACCAUGGCGAAGGCAACAAGAGCCUUGUGGUGGCCCACGCGCAGCGCUGUGUAGUUCUGCGUUUUCUGAAGUUUCCUCCAAAUAAGAAGAAGACCUCAGAAGACAUACUUCAGCAUCUGCAGAACAUAGUAGACUUUGGCAAAAAUGUCAUGAAAGACUUUUUGGGAGAAAACUAUGUUCAUUGUGGGGAAGUUGUUCAGCUGCCUUUAGAGUUUGUGAAACAACUGUGUUUAAAGAUACAGUGUGAAAGACCAGAGUCCCGUUGUGACAAGGACCUGGACACACUCAGUGGUUAUGCUAUGUGCCUUCCCAAUUUAACCAGACUUCAGACCUUCCACUUUGCAGAGCACCGGCCGAUUCUGUGUGUAGAGAUUAAGCCAAAAUGUGGGUUUAUUCCUUUCUCAAAUGAUGUUACCCACGAGAUGAAGCACAAGGUGUGUCGAUACUGCAUGCACCAGCACCUCAAGGUAGCAACUGGAAAGUGGAAGAAAAUCAGUAAAUACUGUCCCCUUGACCUCUACUCAGGAAAUAAGCAGCGUAUGCACUUUGCCUUGAAGAGUCUGCUGCAGGAGACACAGAAUAAUCUUAGGAUAUUUAAGAAUGGAGAGCUGAUUUAUGGUUGUGGUGAUGCCCGGAGCCCUGUGGCUGACUUGAAGGAGCUUGCACAUCACCUGAAGCCCUUCUUCUUCCCUUCCAACGGCUUGGCCAAUGGGCCUCAUUGCACGAGGGCUGUGAUCCGAGAACUGGUGCAUGUUAUCACCAGGGUGCUGUUGAGCAGCUCAGACAAAGGCCGAGCGGGUGCCCUGAGGCUUGGGCUCCAGGGCCCACGAGUCUGUGAAGCCAGCCCUUUCUUCAGGAGCCUACACCACCAAGGAAAAAACACCCCAGAGCACUCGGGGUUACCGAAGGGCUGUCUUCUGUACAAAACCCUCCAGGUGCAGAUGUUGGACCAGCUGGACAUCGAAGGCCUCUACCCUCUGUACAACCGGGUUGAGCAAUACCUGGAGGAGUUUCCUGAGGAGAGGAAAACACUACAGAUAGAUGGGCCUUAUGAUGAAGUAUUUUACCAGAAACUGCUUGAUCUGUCCACUGAGGAUGAUGGGACAGUGGCCUUUGCAUUAACAAAGGUGCAGCAGUAUCGAGUAGCCAUGACUGCCAAGGACUGUUCCAUCAUGAUCUCACUUUCCCCUUGUCUACAGAGCACCAGCUCUGAUCAGAGGCCUGUUAUCCCUUCGUCAAGAUCUCGGCUGGCCUUCUCUGUGUCUGUAUUGGACCUCGACCUCAAGCCCUAUGAGAGCAUUCCUCACCAGUAUAAACUAGACAGCAAGAUAGUCAACUAUUACUCAAAGACUGUGCAUGCCAAAGAUGACACUGUGAGGUCGACUCGGUUCAAGGAACAUGAAGAUUGCACAUUAGUUCUCCAUAAGGCAGACCAUCAUGCUGGGGAUAUGGGGCAGGAAGACCGCUUCUGCCUCUUACAGUGACUUUGUACUUCUACCUGUCCUGUUUCCACUUCUCAUCCCGGAGGACAAUGACUCUCAGAACCAAAGAGCCUUCUUCCAGGCUUUCCCUGGUCUUAAGGAGAUGCCAUCUGCCCUGCUUCCUGGCCUCUGAUAGUUUACUGGUUCCUUCCUUUCUACUUGCCUCUGCCUUCAUUAAAUUUUGUAUUACCUCAAGAGCUGAUGGUUAAGACAAAAGAAAACAAGGAUUCCUGGGAGAAAGGAAGCCAGAUAGGAGGGCAACUGUGAUCGCAGAACAGGUAACAGGGUAGGAGGAACUUACUUUAUGUACAGCAGUUCUAGUGCUCAAAGAGCUUUUGUCUAACAAAUCAUGGAACAUUCAGAGAUGUAAAAUUAUACCUAUUUUUAAAAUAAGAAAAACAUGGCUCACAUACAUGCACUGAUGUUUUAGUCUCCCAGAGCCAGGAUGGAAACAGCAGCCUGAGCUGGGCCCCUGCGAUCCAGCUUAGGUGCCAAGUCGAGUGCAGGACAUCAAAGCAGGAGACUGCCAUAGAAGCUCCAGGGGCCUCCUGAGGUCCUUCCAGGACCAUUCUAUACUGUUUCCUUAUAUACAUUUUCCCAGAAGUUUGACAUAACAGAAGAAUUAUGAAGACUGGGCAUGGCUUGUGUAUAAAACCUUGCUGGUAGUAUCUUACAUUAGUAUAGAUGACUGUUUCUAAAACCAGCAUCAACAUUAUAACAAGUCCUUACCAAGUUCAGAUCUCUUCAUUUUUACUACCAGGAGUCCAUGAAAACAUGUUUGAGACUAGUGAGAAAAGAGUCCCAGUUUACUCUUGCAUCUCUACUUUCCAUUUCUCUAUAAAACAUUUUUAUUACCAUUCAUAUUGCAAUGAAAUAACUCUUGAAUUAGAGGAAAUGAAGAGGAAGUAAAAAAAAAAAAAAUCCUUGCAUGUUCUAAAAUGGAGUUGUUUUCCUAAAGUACCCUGAGUAAAAUACUGCAGAAAUCUGGACAAAUUAAUUUGAAAUGAUAUAGCAGAACGUCUGGUGUGGGUGUGUGCGUGUGUGUACGUGUGUGCGUGUGCGUGUGCGUGUGUGUGUGUGUGUGUGUGUGUGUGUGUGUGGUCACAGAAGGCUUUGCCAGCUUUAUUUUUGCUGACACAGAUCUUGCCCACCUGUUUUUGGGGCCCAGUUUACCUGUGCAUCAAUGCCUUACAGACAGCCCCUGCCCCACAGGGAACAGAGUUCAGAUUUCCUACCUCUGAAACUGAAAAGUUGGCACAGGGAGAUAGCAUAAGUGCUAAGUGACUGGUAGAUGGUUUGUGCUCCAUCCUCCAUGACCAGGGACCAUCUCUACAGCUUUAGCUCUGCCAUGAGCUACAGGAACCCAUCAAAUUCCUUUUCUGCAUAAGCGAAUGUAAAUUGAUUGCCUACCAUCUAUGUUGCCCUGAAAGUCUUACUAAAAAACCACUUGAGUAAACUGACAGUUACUUUGGGAAACUAUUAGAUAACAUAUACUCAAGCCAACAGACAUGUACCCCAUGAUUCAUUAAUUAUAAACCAAAACUGUACCUAUUCUCACACACUCACAGCAAUACUAUUUAUUACAGGUGGAACUGGGCAGGACCUAGGAACAGAAUGGUAGAUCCUUUGUGAAUUCCAUAUCAUGAUGUGAUAAAAGAUUUGUGAUCACACACACCACUCCUACAACCUUUUCUACCCAUGAAGGUGUACAUUAGGCUGGGCUCUCCACCAGCCAGCAGAGUGAUUCCUAGAAGCAAGGACUGGAAAGAGGACAGGGUUUCUGGAGACUGUCCCACUUCGUGAUUUGGGUGGUGGUUAUAAUACAAACUCCUUUUGUGAAAAAUUAUUAAACUGUAUAUUUAUGAUAUAUGUCCUUUUCUUUGUCUUAUUUUACCAAAAGUAAAAAGAUAAAAGACAGCAUGAAUGACCUCAUGAAGCAUAAAACUUGAUGAAAAAAAGCAAA
Molecule: messenger RNA, 3675 nt
Organism: Mastomys coucha (southern multimammate mouse)
Lineage: Eukaryota; Metazoa; Chordata; Mammalia; Rodentia; Muridae
Gene: Ippk
Product: inositol-pentakisphosphate 2-kinase
Exons: 14
Coding region: 195-1715 (506 amino acids)
Biological process (GO): inositol phosphate biosynthetic process
Cellular component (GO): nucleus
Molecular function (GO): inositol-1,3,4,5,6-pentakisphosphate 2-kinase activity; ATP binding
Source: RefSeq, a predicted model, not a curated record